Molecule: messenger RNA, 6040 nt
Organism: Drosophila ficusphila
Lineage: Eukaryota; Metazoa; Arthropoda; Insecta; Diptera; Drosophilidae
Gene: mop
Product: tyrosine-protein phosphatase non-receptor type 23
Exons: 10
Coding region: 146-5677 (1843 amino acids)
Biological process (GO): protein transport to vacuole involved in ubiquitin-dependent protein catabolic process via the multivesicular body sorting pathway; endocytic recycling; protein dephosphorylation
Cellular component (GO): endosome
Molecular function (GO): protein binding; protein tyrosine phosphatase activity
Source: RefSeq, a predicted model, not a curated record
UGCUUUAUAUUCAGAGUACCCUAAAACGGUCACACCUUGACUAUUAUUUUCUUGUAGCCGAUUUGAUGUUUUGAUUUUGGUUAAUUAAUUGCAAACACUUAGUUUAAAUUGUGUGUUUAGUAUAUUAAAAAGUGGCAAUCACACGAUGGAGGCAGUUCCGCGUUUGCAUAUGCUGUGGUUCGCCCUAAAAUCGAGUCCCGAAGGAACCUCCUUUGCGGCUUUGAAAAAGUACAUUGCGGAAUUCUACCAUGAAGACCCCGAAGCCUACUCCAAGGAGGUUCAUGCAUUGGAAACCCUUCGGAACCAGGCGAUGCGCACCACCAAGGAUGGAUCACCGGUGAUGAAACGCUACUAUUGCCAGCUGCACGCCCUCCAGAAUCGAUUCCCCCAGCUGGCGGAUCGCGGGAUCUUCACCUUCACGUGGAAGGAUCUUUACCACAAUGCCGUUCACGAAGUGAGCGACCUGCGAUUCGAACGGGCCGCUGUCCUCUUCAACAUUGCCGCAUCCCACACUCAAUCGGGAGCUUCGGUGACCCGUGGCGAUGUCGAUGGCAUGAAGAUGGCCUGCACCCACUUCCAGGCGGCUGCUUGGGCCUACGGAGAGCUGAGGGAACGCUACGCCAAUGUGAAUAGCGGUGGGGAUUUCAUGACCCAGGAGCUGCUGGUGUUCCAGCAACAAGUGUGCUUUGCUCAGGCACAGGAAUGCAUUCUGGAGAAGUCACUGAUUGACAAUCGGAAGCCACAUGUUGUGGCCAAGGUGACGGCCCAGAUUGUGGUCUACUAUGGAGCUGCAUUGGCUGCUCUGCUCACCGGAGGAGAUGAGGGUCCGGUGGCCCAGGUCAUCGAUAGCUCUGUUUACAAACUGUGGAAGAAGUACGUUCGCUUCAAGAUCAACUACUUGAACUGCAUCCUCUAUCUCUACCAAGGACAACAUUCCGAGGAGAAGCGACAGAUGGGCGAGCGAGUGACGCUCUACCAGGCCUCUUGGGACAAACUGGAGGAGGCGCGAAAGGAGUCGAAAGGUCUGCCCGAUCAGCGCGAAAUCAAUGAAUCCCUUAGCUUCACUGCAGAUGUUGUGGAAGCAAAGCGCAAGAACGCCAAAAACGAGAAUGAGUUCAUUUACCACGAGGCGGUGCCGGAACUCUCCACCAUUGCUGCGGUUCAAGGUGCCAAUCUGGUCAACGGAAUUGGCUUUCAAGUGACCGAUGAGGAGCACGCUGGACCGGACAUCUUUGCCCGAUUGGUGCCCAUGAAGGCACACGAAGCCAGUUCUUUGUACAGCGAAGAGAAGGCCAAACUGCUGCGAAAGUAUGGAGCUCUGCUGGAGGAGAAGGACACCCAACUGGAGGCCUACAUGAGCUCCCUGACUCUGGAUAAUCUCAAUAUCAACGAGGAGCAGGCCAACAAGUUGCCUCAAGGAAUCGUGGAUCGAUGUGCUGCCUUGAAUGCCAACAAGACUGCUAUUAGCGAUCUUGUGGAGGCCAUGUCUCAGCUGGCUGAGAUUACAGCCGAUGUGGAGACAAAUCUUGGCGAGAUCUCCCAGAUGCUCGAGGCGGAAUCGAAGGCAGAGCGGGAAUUCCAAUCAGCCAGCGGAGUUCAGAGAACGCCAAAUGCUCAUAUUACUGAAUUAUCGCGGGAGUUCCAGAAGUACAGUGAAGCCCAUGCCCGGGCUGGGGAAUCCAAUAACACCCUGAGAAAAGCCAUGAGUCUGCAUGUGAAUAAUCUAAAAAUUCUGGCCAGACCUUUAUCGGAAAUCCAACAGCUGAUGCCCAAACUAAGUUCGGAAUUGAAUACCACCGAAAUCUUUAGGGAUGUGAAGCUCAUCCUCAACAAAGUCAACGAAAUGAAGGCCCAGCGAGCCCAAUUCCAUGCGGAUUUAAGGAUAGCCAUUAACGAGGAUGACAUCACAGGCAAAGUAAUUGCACAUGGUGGCCAGGAGGGUCUCCAGGCUUUGUUUGCCACCGAGCUGGGCAAGCACGACAAGAUCACCGAACUUUUGGAUCAGAAUAUGGUGGCUCAAGCCAACAUUCUGCAAGCUCUUACUGAAAACUAUGCCAAAGCGGCACCAGUUUUGAAGACUCUUCAAGAUGUGAAGCAAAAACGGGAGCAUUUCUACAGCUCCUUGGCUGCUUCGUAUGAUGUCUACGAGGAUCUGCUGGCCAAGUCCGCAAAGGGAUUGGAAUUCUACAAAAAGCUGGCCGGAAAUGUGCAGAAGCUACUCACCAGAUUUAGAUCAGCAAGAGAUGUGCAAUCCGAAGAGCGACAGCAAAGGAUGCAGAGCGUCAAGGCGGCCACACCACCAGUGGUCAGUAAACCCAUUACGGAGGUGGCUCCUUCGGGAGCGGUUAGUACCACACCGAAACUGAGGGAUUACCUUAAGGCCAAGGCAGCAAUGGCAGAUGCCUCGAAUCCCGCUGCAGCCGGUUUCGUGCCCACUGUGCGUCCAGUGCCGGUGGGCUCCGAGAAUCCCACCCAGGCGGCUUGCUCCUAUGCGACCGCACCACCGAAUGAGCCACCACCGCCGUACAGCCUCACCCAACAGCAGUAUUUCGAUCCCAGUGCCGCUGGCUACACGAAUCCCAUGUACCAGCAACAGCAGCAGCACAUUGCUCCUCCAGCUUACAAGGCGCAAGCAUCUCCGAAUUCCCAAACGCUUCACGGGGCAAUGGCUCAGAUGAAUCUGCAGGCACAGCCGCAGGAUGCCAACCAAGCGAACUUGCCUUAUAGUUACGGUUACCCUGGUGGAGCAGUGCCUCCGCUGGCCUAUGCCCCACCAGGAUCAGCACCCGCGAGCUCUGCUUCUCAAGGUUUCAACGUUCAGCAGCCUUUGUAUGUGGCCACUUCGAUAAAUCCCAUUCCGGUUUCGAAUUCAAGCGAGUUGCCCUCUUCCCUACAAGCACCCUUUGUGGUAAACCAAAUGGCCAAUCAAUACCAGGGAAUAGGAUACCCUCCUCAGGGACAGUCCUACCAACAGGUUGCUGCUCAAACUCAACAGGUGUCCUAUCCACCGGGAACCUCUGGUUAUCCAACUCCUGGCUAUCAAAAUCAAGCGGCGCAGCAACAAACUGGAGGGUAUCCCCAAUCUCAGACACCACAGCAACAGGUGGCGGGUUAUCCGCAGCAGCCACCAACAGGAUAUUCCCAAUCCAUGACGCCUCAACAACCUGCAGGAUAUCCCCAGAAUCAAACACCACAGCAACAGGUCACCACUGGUUAUUCUCAAAGCAAGCAAGCUACAGGAUUUUCCCAAGCACAGACUCCGCAGCAGCAACAUUCGGGAUAUCCACAGACGCCGCAGCAGCAGACCACAGCUGGAUAUCCGCAAACCCAGACACCUCAACAACAGACAACAGGAUAUUCACAGUCACAAACACCUCAGCAACAACCAACGGGAUACCCACAAUCCCAGACGCCACAGCAGCAACCAGCAGGAUAUCCACAAUCCCAGACACCUCAACAACCACUCGCAUAUCAGCAGCAACCAUCCGGUUAUCCACCACAGCAACCAACGGUUGGACUUGCUCCUCAGCAACCUUCACUGUUUCCAUCGCAGGCUGUCCAAGCCUCACCUCAACCCAUUCCAGGUCACCAAUCCUCGCCACAGAAUGCUGGGCAAUCCCUGCAGUAUCCACAGCAGUACAGUGAUCCCAAUGCAGCUCCAGCCUCCGCACCUGGAGCAUCUCCUGUUCCGAAUCCUGCUCAAGCUCAAAACGCUGCGCCAACAUCAUCGCAAGCUGCAGUUCCUGUUUCGCCACAUCCUUCUGCCAACUACAGCAGUUAUUCCAAUCAUCCUGGCUACAGCUUCAAUCCUCAGACCGGACAAUACGAGUACAGUAGUGGAGGAGUGAAGGGAUCCCAAGGAUCACAGGGCUACCAGUUCAGCCAGAGCGGCAAGCAGCAAUCCGUGGGCACCACCGACUCAGAGCUCGCCAAUCGCAGCAACACGGCCACGGGAUUCGAUUCACCUAUUGUAUCCCACACCAAGGCCAAUCAACCAGCCACGGACUCCACUUCAGCGGAAGGGGAAAAGGAGUCAACCAACUACUACUCAGCUCCCUAUGGCUACCAUACCAACGUAACUCCCCAGCCGCAGCCCACUCCCACGCCUCCAACGAAUCCCACGAGCUCCAUUUACAUGCAAUGCGGAGCAAGCAGCACGGCUCAAACUCAAACGACCAGCAGUGGACCUCCAUACGCCUCCUCCACAGCUUCUGCUAAGGUGGAACCGAAAUCGGAGGCGGUGGCUCCCAAGGUAACCAGCAAUGUGGAUCUACUAAGUGACCUGGACAUCGACUGCGCCGUGGCUGUGCCGCCGCCAAUGUUGCCACAACCUGUGCUUCAGCCGCAAGUUGUAUCCUCGCCAACUCCGCCACAAAGUCAGGUUUCAGCUCCCAGUAAAGCAGAGAAUGUUGUGGAGCCUGUUGUUUCCACUUCUCCUGAGGUUCCUCCAGCUGCAGAAAUUACUGCAAUUCCAGCAUCGGUUUCAGCCACUGCGAAGUGCACCAGUCUGGACAACCUCUCCAAUUGCUCGGACCUGAGUUCCCUGGAGAAUUUCGACUGGGACUCGGUUUCCCUUACACAUUCCGUCAGUGAGAAGCAGCCGAAGGCAUCCCCAGCCAAUGGCCAUUCGAACAAUUUUGCAUUCCAAGCCGAAACAUUCACCGAUGAAAAGACCACGAAAUAUUUCCAAAAGGAGGUCGAGAGCUACGAGAAACUACUGGAGAAUCUGCACGUGAAGAUGCUCAAUGGGAAGACCCAACUGGGGGCCAAGUGGCAGGAGUUGCAGCAGAAACUGGAGAAAGAGGCGAUUGCCAACAAGCGGUCCACGACCAUUGCGAAGUUAUUCCCCGAGAAGAAUCGAUCCCUAGACUGUUUGCCCUACGAUCAUGCUAGGGUGAAACUGGACAAGCAGACAGAUGACUAUAUAAAUGCGGCCUACAUGAAGAACCUAAGUGCCGGCUGUCCCAACUUCAUCAUUGCUCAGACCCCGCAAGCGAAUACCAUCAACGAUUUCUGGUCCAUGAUCUGGUCGGAAAAGUCACGUACUGUGGUCUGUCUACAUACCACCAAUGAGCUUUUUGAUCCCUAUUGGCCACAGACAUUGGAUCAGCCCACUCACUACGAUGACUACACCGUGACCUGUGUGAAAUUGCAGCCACUUAGCCACUGCACCGAGUACCAAUUAAAACUAUCCAUGCACGGAGCAGAUGGAGUGCUGGAUUUAUCUCUACUGCAGCUGAAGCAGUGGACCAAGGGCGCACCUGCUCAACUUCUGGGAGUGGCUCAAAAUGCUCUGGAGACCCAUCGUCAGCGCUGUCAAGCGGUUAACUCCCCCAACUCGCCGCUCAUUAUGAACUGUUUGACGGGUUCAGAGCGUUCAGAACUUGUGGCAAUUGGCGUAUGUGCCAUUAUAGCCACGCAGAAUAAGCAACCGAUUCUAAUUAAUACCGUUGAUGUUUGGUCGCGCAUUUGCGCACAGCGUCAAAAUUCCCUGAGGGAUUCAGCCAUUCUGGAACAGUCCAUGCAAAUUGUGCUCUGCAAUGCCCACAAUGUGCUUAACAAGCGUGGCAUUAUGACCUCAUAUCAAAUGAAGAUGGCGCCGCAGGUGACUGCCAAGGAGCAGCAGGAGACCAAGGAUCCGCUUAAUGAAUUGGAUGCACUUUGGAAGCUGAAAUAAACGACUGAAUCAGCCAAUCAACCAAUUGCGGCAGAUAACUAAAGAUAUAUGCUUAAUCAAAUCGAGUAUUUAUACAACUAUUUAACUGUGCAAACCUAUUUCUAACGAUCUGAUAUUGUUGCAAACAAUUUAAAGCAAGUGAAAAGUAUUGAAAGGGAUAACGAAAUCUUUUUUUUUUCAACUCAAAAGUAAUUGUCUUUUUCAAAUGUUAUAUAAAGUGUAUUUCAAAGCGAACCAAAUCGUGAUGUUAAUGGGAUAUUGUCAAGCGUUUCAAACCACUCUUUACGAGUAUAUUAAAUAUCAUUAAACAUAACUAAAUAUUGUCAAACAUUUAUAUCAAUAAAUAAAACACUGAAAAUCAAA